CACACAAGUAUGGGACAUAUUGACUGUGUGGGAUAUGCUUUACAUAGACGGCCCAAAGCUAAAAACGGGUAGGGAGGGCGUCGAACCCAGGUGGAUUCAUAUUCCAUCCAACAAUAUUGAAUGGAUGAAGGAUGUCUUCAGAGUUCUCUACUCGGCUGCUGUCACCGAGCUUGGGAGUAUUCAUGGAGGCGGCAAAGGUAAAGGCAAUGCUACGGACGAUGCGCAACUAUCCAAGGCGCAGAAGGCAAAGCAGUCAUUAGAAGCAGUUCUUGAGUUCAUUGAUGCCGAAUUUGGCAAGCAGAGACGGUCUCACUGGGCGGUAAGAUUCAAGUCUAUGCCGCAAACGCUCGAUAGUUUCACGCCUCGCAACUGCCACAGAAAACCUCUUUUUAACCCCUUUAUUCAACCCCUCUUAAGAUUUCAUAAAGAUUUCAUCGUGAUGCUGAUUUCGGUUUAGGCAUCAUACGGUGGAAGAACCAAGAAUAAAGACAAUCAGAUGCUUUCGCUCAUGUUUCCAGUUCUCGAUGUCGACAUGCGGAAA
Eremomyces bilateralis CBS 781.70 is the source of this 541-nucleotide messenger RNA. RefSeq lists its product as uncharacterized. The record is from RefSeq and is a predicted model, not a curated record. The transcript has 4 exons. Bases 35 to 457 code for a protein of 140 amino acids. Lineage: Eukaryota; Fungi; Ascomycota; Dothideomycetes; Eremomycetales; Eremomycetaceae.